This is a messenger RNA of Westerdykella ornata, 768 nucleotides long. RefSeq names its product ribosomal protein S3Ae. Lineage: Eukaryota; Fungi; Ascomycota; Dothideomycetes; Pleosporales; Sporormiaceae. The transcript has 5 exons. Gene Ontology annotation, molecular function: structural constituent of ribosome. Gene Ontology annotation, biological process: translation. The record is from RefSeq and is a predicted model, not a curated record. Gene Ontology annotation, cellular component: cytosol; ribosome. The coding region runs from base 1 to 768 and encodes 255 amino acids.
AUGGCUGUCGGCAAGAACAAGCGCCUUUCCAAGGGGAAGAAGGGUCUCAAGAAGAAGACGGACACGUUCGCGAAGAAGGACUGGUACAACAUUAAAGCGCCGGGAACCUUCCAGAUCCGCGACGUCGGCAAGACCCUCGUCAACCGCACCACCGGUCUCAAGAACGCAAACGACGCUCUCAAGGGCCGGAUAUUCGAGGUCUCGCUCGCCGAUCUCCAGAAGGAUGAGGACCACGCAUUCCGCAAGGUCAAGCUCCGGGUGGACGAGGUCCAGGGCAAGAACUGUCUGACCAACUUCCACGGCCUCGACUUCACCUCCGACAAGCUCCGCUCCCUCGUCCGCAAGUGGCAAACCCUCAUCGAGGCCAACGUGGUUGUCAAGACCACCGACGACUACCUCCUCCGCCUCUUCGCCAUCGCCUUCACCAAGCGGAGGCCGAACCAGAUCAAGAAGACCACCUACGCCGCUUCGUCGCAAAUCAGGGCCAUCCGCAAGAAGAUGACCGAGAUCAUUACCCGCGAGGCCUCCUCAUGCACAUUGGCCCAGCUCACCCAGAAGCUCAUCCCCGAGGUCAUCGGCCGCGAGAUUGAGAAGUCCACCCAGGGCAUCUACCCUCUCCAGAACGUCCACGUACGUAAGGUUAAGCUUCUCAAGCAGCCGAAGUUCGAUCUGGGUGCUCUCCUCGGCCUCCACGGCGAGUCCAGCCAGGAUGACUCUGGCCAGAAGGUCGAGCGGGAGUUCAAGGAGCAGGUCCUCGAGAGCGUGUAA